AUGAGUGAAUUUCCAAAAUUAGUUGAUGAUUGUUUACAAAAUAUAUUCGAAUAUUUAAGUAAUGAUUUAAAAGCAUUACACUCAUGCGUUCUUGUUAAUAGAAAAUGGUGUCAAAUUUCAAUUCCGGUUUUUUGGAGAGAUCCAUGGGAAUAUCGAAGAGUAGGAUCAUUAAAAAAAUCUUUUACUAUAAUCAACACAUUUAUUUUAACAUUACCAGAAGAAUCUCAACGAAAAUUAUUACAAAUUGAAAUUAUUCAACAUUCUUUUCUAAAAAAACCAAUAUUUGAAUAUUCGAAAUUCUUACAAAGUAUAGUUUUACAUGAAUUGGAAAAUGAUAUUAAAAUUUGGAUUCAUCAUCAAUCAAAUCAAUUUAAGCAACGUAAAAGGAAAGUCAUCAAGAAUUUUUCAUUGAUUGAUAAUAAUAAUAUAAAAGGAAAUGAACAAAUACAGAAUUUCAAAAGGAAUAAAAAGAAUUUAAUGUAUGAAUUACUUAAAUUCUUUCUUAUUCAUUCACAAAAAAUAGAUACACUUUACGUAUUGGAUUUUAAUUUUUCUUUUAUAAUGGAAAUUAUUAAAAGAGAACCAAUAGCAAAGAAUUGUAUCUCUAAUUUACGAUAUUUGCAAAUUGGAUCUCAUAUGCUUCCAAUAUAUUUAUCAACAUUAUCAGAAAUCUCAAAUAAUCUUGAUCAUUUAGAAAUUGUAAAUCAUAAUCUAUGUUCUGAAGAAUUAAGAAAUUUUAUUACCGUGCAAAAUAAUUUAAAAGAAUUAACAAUAGAAGCUGGUAUAAUUAGAUCUAUUAAUGAUCCAAUUACUAAUAAUACUAUAAUUGAAAUUUUUAAAAAAAAAUCGAUUAUUAAACUUACUAUUAAGGAUUCACCUAGUAUAUUCAUUGUUUUGAAAGGUUUUGAUAGUUUAACAGAAUUAAUUAUAAUUUAUAAUAACAAAUAUUCUAUAAAAUUUUGGGAAUAUAUGGCAAAUUCAUCAUUGAAAAAUCUAAAGAAAUUGAUUAUCAAUAGUAAUAAGAUUUAUUAUGAUAUUAUUACACAAUUUAUUAAUAAUUCUUCUUGUGAUUUAGAACAAUUUAUCAUCACUACUACUUCAAAAGUUGAAGAUCCAUGUGAUAUUGGAUUAUAUAUCAAUUCUAUAAGUAAUAAUUGUCCAAGUUUAACUAUAUUUAAAGGAGUAAUUAGUGAAAGUAAUGUACUUGAAUUGUCUCAAUUAUUAAAAAAAUGCAUUAAUUUAAAAAUUUUACAUCUUUAUCCAGUAAUGCAAGAUGUUGAACAAAAAAUGUGUCAAUUUGAUAAUCUUUUAAAAGAGAUGAUAAAUAUUUCUUCAAAUAAUUUAUCCAGAUUAUAUUUAGAAAAUGGCUGGAAAUUAACAUUAGUGGAUUAUUUUAAAAAUUUUAUGGAGAAAAGAGAAUUAUUAAGACUAAAACCAAUAUCUUUUCAUGCUCAUAAAAAUUUUGCUUAUAACUCUUCAAUAUUUUUAACUAUUUGUGAAGAUUAUAAGCAAAAAGAUUAUUUAUUAGAUUAUUAUUUUUACAAAUAA
Molecule: messenger RNA, 1548 nt
Organism: Rhizophagus irregularis DAOM 181602=DAOM 197198
Lineage: Eukaryota; Fungi; Glomeromycota; Glomeromycetes; Glomerales; Glomeraceae
Molecular function (GO): protein binding
Source: RefSeq, a predicted model, not a curated record